Messenger RNA from Corvus hawaiiensis (hawaiian crow), 2125 nucleotides. It is a transcript of the gene TNFAIP8L1, whose product is annotated as TNF alpha induced protein 8 like 1. Gene Ontology annotation, cellular component: cytoplasm. The coding region runs from base 539 to 1276 and encodes 245 amino acids. Lineage: Eukaryota; Metazoa; Chordata; Aves; Passeriformes; Corvidae. Gene Ontology annotation, biological process: regulation of apoptotic process; negative regulation of TOR signaling. The transcript has 2 exons. The record is from RefSeq and is a predicted model, not a curated record.
CUGCCUCCCCCCUGGGGCGCAGUAAUCCCAGGGGGAAUUCCUUGAUACCACGCCAGGUCCUCAAAUCAGCCCCCCAGGAUGACCCCCUGCCCUGUGCCAGAGCACCCCUCCAUGUGGAUCCCAGGAUCUCAUUCCCACGGGAAGCACUGGCGGGAUUCCCCACCCACGCCCAGGGUUGGCAUCGCUGGAGCCCCCUCGGAUGGGCCGCUCAGCUCCUUGCACAGACACGUUGGAGCUGCCAGGGUGGAUCAGCAUUCCCAGGCAAAACCAAAAACCAUCUCCUUCCCGUGGGUGCAUUUGCAGCCCCAGCGAGGGCACCCGCGGGAAGGAGAUUUUGGGAUGGAGGAGCUCAGAUCCUGGUGCCAGAGGCGGUGAGGACCGUGAUGGGGACACGCCAAGCGCGUGGCACCACCGCUGCCAUGAGCGCCGGGAGCGCGCGGGGCGAGGUUGAACCCCCCGGCUGCGCCGCUGCCCCGCGGCAUUCCCGGUCCCUGCUCCAGCCGUGGCGGCCGUGGAUUCAUCCCGGCCUUGCCAAGAAAUGAGCUUUUCCUCGGGCGAGGUGUUUACUCAGUGGCUUCCUCCCCGGCCUCACCCCGCUCGGCACACACGCGCCCGAGCCCGGCGUCUCCGGCUGCUCUUUGCACCCAUGGCAACGUGCGAGGGCCGGCACGCGUCCUGCCUCCCGCUCCUCUUCCUCGGCUCUCCCGGCGCUGAGAUGGACACCUUCAGCACCAAGAACUUGGCCCUGCAGGCCCAGAAGAAGCUCCUGAGCAAAAUGGCCACCAAGACCAUCGCCAACGUCUUCAUCGAUGACACCAGCAGCGAGAUCCUGGACGAGCUGUACCGGGCCACCAAGGAGUACACCCACAACCGCAAAGAGGCCCAGAAGAUCAUCAAAAACCUCAUCAAGAUCGUGAUGAAGCUGGGGGUUCUCUACCGCAAUGGGCAGUUCAGCCCCGAGGAGCUGCUGGUCAUGGAGCGCUUCCGCAAGAAGGUUCACACCUUGGCCAUGACGGCCGUCAGCUUCCACCAGAUAGACUUCACCUUCGACCGCAGGGUCAUGUCCAGCGUCCUCACCGAGUGCCGGGACCUGCUGCACCAGGCUGUCAACGGGCACCUGACGGCCAAGUCCCACUCGCGCAUCAACCACGUCUUCAACCACUUUGCGGACUACGAGUUCCUGUCGGCUCUGUACGGCCCGGCCGAGCCCUACCGCACCCACCUCAAGAGGAUCUGCGAAGGGGUCAACAAGAUGCUGGAGGAGGACAACAUCUGAGGCUGGCCCAGGCGGGCUCUUGGCAGCCAGACUCUGCCUCCCGCGAGGCCGAAGAUGCGGUGUCUGCUUUGACCUUCACCGGGCUCGUCCCCUCCUCCCCUCUGCAGUGCUCACUUGUGUUCUCCUCGUUUCUACAAAAGACUGAACCUCUUGACUUUGUCUCCCCCUUGCCCAGGGUCUGCAAAGCCCUCCCUGCGCUGGGUUGGGCCCUCUCCAGGGGAUCCUGGGAUUUUGGGCCCCUGCUGUAGAGUUUGAUUUCCUUUGCCCACCAAGUGCCUUUAGCUGAGAGUCCAAGGAUUUGGACUCUUUGCCUUGAACUCGGUUGUAACCCUCUGGGGGGAAACCAAACCAAAGACUUGUGCUGUGAAGCACCUCCGAGGUGUCUCUGAGGAGGUGGGACGUUGUUGGGGUGAACAGUUCUGAGACCCCGUAGCUGGAGGGUUGUGGAACUCCGGUUUUCUUCCAGCAGCUCCACAGCAUGGUGGGAGCAAAUCACGGUCCAGACUUGUGCUGCCCGGGCAGGAAGGUGCUUCUGUGUGUACUUUAGUGUCCUCAAAGACAAGUCCUUGUGACCAGGAGGGUCCCUCCUCACCUGGGUGAGGGCAGGAAGGGAGCUGGGGGGAGCUGCUCCUUCCCUGGACCCUGGGAACCACCCAACACCCAACUCCCCACGGGCCUCCAGCAGUGGUGCCACCUGGCAGCUCCAGCACUGUCCUCGGUGGUUAUCCAAAGCUGCCCCUGGGAUUUCAUCCCUUUUCCAUGCCCUUGACUGAGUGAUGGUUGUUCAUUUUUAGCAAACUCUGUAGCCCUGAUGAGUUAUUUAAAUAAACUCACCCGUGUGGCCUGGGA